AGCUUCAGGGCUGGGGUUCACCCCUGCAGCAGCUGAGCUGCCAGGGCUGGACUGGGGUCCACCACGAGGGUGGGCAUGGGGCUCUCAUCUUGACUGGGGAAUAGGAGGUCUGUGCUCCUCGAGCCUUCUAUGGGUUUGCCAAAAGCAGGGGGUGCUGUAACAUGCACUGGGGGGACAGGCAGGACCCAGCCAUCCUGCUCGGGGCCAGAGCAGUGCACUCUGCCCUUCCAUUCGCAGCCCUUUCCCCAGCAAAGCCCCUCUGGCAGUGGGGAUUCCCACCCUGCCAGUGCAGCCCCGGGCUGGAUCGCAGCCGAGCAUCCCUGCCCAGUGAGGGCAGCACAGCAGGCCCACAGCGAAUGGACUUCGGCAGCUUGGCACAAGGAAACCAUGUGGAAUUGCUUAAUAACCUGCUCACGGCCCUUCGAUGUCCUUGCGGGGUUAAUGAGUAAAAAGAUCCAUUGUUUUCUGCCAAGGCAGCAGCUGGGCUGUUAUUCCUCCCUGGGAGCAGCAGUGGCAUCGACCAGGCCAGAGGGCUGCCAGGCCUGGGCAUGACGUGGAGCCAAGCAGAGGCAGAGCUUGUGACUCAGCCCCAGCAGGAACAUGGCAAACUCAACACAGGGCCUCCCCACCGCUGAGCUCUGGGCCUCCCACAACAAGAUGGUGAUGGAGCCACUUGACACCAAUGACCCGGAGGUGCACAGCAUCAUCAAGAAGGAGAAGCAGCGGCAGAGGCUGGGGCUGGAGUUGAUUGCGUCGGAGAACUUUGCGAGCCGAGCGGUCCUGGAGGCCCUGGGAUCCUGCAUGAACAACAAAUACUCCGAGGGUUACCCGGGACAGAGGUACUACGGCGGGACGGAGUUCGUGGAUGAGCUGGAAAGUCUGUGCCAGAAGCGAGCCCUGGAGGCCUACCGGCUCGACCCCCAGAAGUGGGGUGUCAAUGUCCAGCCCUACUCAGGGUCACCCGCAAACUUUGCGGUGUACACGGCCCUGGUGGAGCCCCACGGCAGGAUCAUGGGGCUGGACCUGCCCGACGGAGGCCACCUCACCCACGGGUUCAUGACAGACAAGAAGAAGAUCUCUGCCACCUCUGUCUUCUUUGAGUCCAUGCCCUACAAGGUCAACCCCAAGACUGGUUACAUUGACUACGACGAGCUGGAGAAGAACGCCCGGCUCUUCCACCCCAAGCUGAUCAUAGCAGGUGUCAGCUGCUACUCCCGAAACCUGGACUACGCCCGCAUGCGGAAGAUAGCAGAUGCCAACGGCGCCUACCUGAUGGCCGACAUGGCCCACAUCAGCGGGCUGGUGGCCGCCGGCGUGGUGCCCUCACCCUUCGACCACUGUGACGUCGUCUCCACCACCACCCACAAGACCCUGCGGGGCUGCAGGGCCGGCAUGAUCUUCUACCGCAAAGGCACCCGCAGCGUGGACCCCAAGACGGGCAAGGAGACACUCUACAACCUGGAGAGCCUCAUCAACCAGGCUGUCUUCCCGGGGCUGCAGGGAGGCCCACACAACCACGCCAUUGCAGGGAUCGCCGUGGCGCUGCGCCAGGCCAUGACCCCCGAGUUCAAGGCUUACCAGCAGCAGGUGGUGGCCAACUGCAAGGCCCUCUCGUCGGCGCUGAUGGAGAUGGGCUACGACAUUGUCACAGGGGGCUCUGACAACCACCUGAUCCUCCUGGACCUGCGCAACAGAGGCACAGACGGCGGCCGGGCCGAGCGGGUGCUGGAGAUCUGCUCCAUCGCCUGCAACAAGAACACCUGCCCCGGUGAUGUCAGUGCCCUGCGCCCCAGCGGGCUGCGGUUCGGGACACCCGCUCUCACCUCCCGCGGCUUCCGGCAGGACGAUUUCCGCAAGGUGGCUCAGUACAUCCACAGAGGGAUCGAGCUGACGCUGCGGGUGCAGAAGGACAUGAGCCCCAAGGCCACACUGAAGGAAUUCAAGGAGAAACUGGAGGAGGACAAAUACCGUGUGGAGCUGAAGGCACUGAAGGAAGAGGUGGAAGCCUUUGCAGCCACCUUCCCACUCCCAGGGCUGCCUGUCCUGUAAGGGGAGACACCUGGCACGCUCACACCUCAACACCCCAGUGCCUUCUCCCAGCACCUCCCUGCUGGAACUGCAGCAGCAGCUCAUCCUUUGCUUCUUACUCCUCCCUCCCUCCUGUGUGGGGCACAGGGACCCCCUGAGCACAGCCUCUGUAGGGACACCAGCCCUUCACCACUCAGUGUCACCACUGGGACCGAGCACCAGGUCACCCUCACCUCACAGCCAGGUGCCACCCAGUUCCCACUGCCUGUGGGAGCAGCACAUGAGGCCGGUCUGUCCACAUUCCCUGGACACACUGCCCACAGCAGCCGGAGGGAUGGAGGGUCCAGCUGCACAAGAGAACUCACAGCCACUAAAAGCCCCCCUGGUUUCAGCCUCAAGGAUUCCCCUUCAUCCUAUGUGCCUUCCCACCUCUUCUGCAGGCUCUGACAAGGCCAGGCCUUGUCCCUAACAUCCCUCCUGGGAUUACCCUCCCACCCUAGCCAGAGCCUCUGGUAUUUUUCUCAGACCUCUGAGCACAAAGCUUAGGUUGAACCAUUUUUUAAUAAGCACGGUAAAAUUAAGAAUUUAACCACAAUGUAUGACAAGAAUUAUAAGCUUUAAAAAAUACGACCGAUUUUUUUUUUUUUUUUUUGUAUUUCAAAAAUAUCUGAACCCAAAUAAAUAAUUUUUUUUUUUUUAAAAGUACAUUUCUCAGACUAGUCAUUUGGUGUUAUUAACAUCUGUUAAAGUCUUGUGCAGUAACACUUGCAGCACGACACUAAGACAUGCUUCUUGGAUUUCUCCCGCUCACACUCGCUCUAACUACGGACGCAAGCAUUCGGCACGCACAGGCACACACACGGAACUCAACAUGCAGGAAUAGGAUACAGUGCUUUAAAACAAGAUGAGAAUUCAUCACAGCCUCCUGGCAGCCCUCAGAGGCAGCUCCGAGCCCAGCCCCAUCCCCGUGCCAGCGGCGGUGCUGCCGGCAGGACUGGGUACCCUGUUUCUGCCUUCCAGUUAAAUCCAUGUCGGGGAGCAGCAGGCGGUGGGUUUGUGGCCCCUCCGCUAUUGGGUGCAAUCUGGGGCUCUGACAUUGUGCUCUGGGGCAGGUGUUCUCCUGCAGCCUGGGCAGCUCCCUGAAUUCCCAUCACACCCUGUUACAGGAGCCUUCUCACAGCGCUGCUACGAGCCCGGGGCCUGCCCAGCUCCCAGGAAUCUGCAGCGGAAUCCACAGUGUGGGGUGUCACCCACCACCAGACCAGGGGACUCUGGGACCCCCCCACUCAAUGAAAACCAAAGAACUGGCCUGAGGGCACAGAGCCAUCAGCUCCCACCCCUGGAGUGCCUCUCCUACCCCUCCCAACACGGUGAAUAUUGCUAGAGUAUAGGCAGCACCUCCCUGCCAAGGCAAGGCGGCUGUGGAGCUGCCCUGAAGGGAUUGCUACCGGAUGAAAGGAGAUCUGAGCACUGUUCUCUGAGAAAUGAAACCUGUGUAGGGUUAAGAUCACCUACAGCUAUGGCUGACCCUCCUCGGGUGGGAGCUGGAAGUGGCAGGUUAGUGGAGAGCAGAGCAGGGGCUGGCAGUCGGGAGGAGCAGGGAACAGGAGCCCUUCCUCCUGCCCCGGGGGGACUUUGCUCUGAUGAAUUCUCGGUCAGGUUUAACACCUCCUCUCCCUGGCAUCGAGGAGGGAGCCGUGCGGGAGGAGGGGACAUGCUGGGCUGGCAGCACUCACGGAAGCAGGCGAGGGCCACGCCAGGGCACCGCUGGCUCUGGCAGCUGAAAGGCUGGUGAGGAUGGCAGUGCCAGGAACCUGCCCUGCUCCUCGUGGAAGGAUGGCUCAGGCAAGCCGACGACACAUGUGCCAGGACUCAUGGCGGGGGCUGUCAGUGCAAAGGUGGUGACUUGUUGUAAGUCUGUGAAUAUCAGAAACGGGUGAGGUACCACAGCAAGAUGGGGAAAAGUCCUAAAGUGCCAAUACAGGGAUCUGUACUGUACAGGAGCAGAAGGUCAGGCAGAGGAAUCACUGAGGAAAGAGGAAUUCAGCCCCCAAGCAUCAGCUGCACUCAGAAUCCCCCCCAUUUCUGCCACCACAAGCAGUGAGGGCAGGCUGGGCUCUGGCUGCACCGAGGUGCCACAGCCAGGUGUAACUCCCACUUUUCCAGUCCAAGCUCAGAGGUUACACCGCCAAGAGGAGGACAAGCACUCCAGGGCAUGUUUCUCCACAGCUCCCAGUUGCAGAUAACCACUGAGCUCCCAUUUGGAAUGGGAUGAUGUCCCAGCCAAGCCCCCGGGGCAUCCUCCCAAAUCAGAGCUGCUUUGUGGUGCAGAGGUGAAGCAGGUCAGACAGGUGGUAGUGCAAGUAUUGCUCAACACAGCCUUGAAAAUCAGAUACUACAAGUUUGACAGAGGGAGCAAUGAGAAGUGAGUUAUUUAUCAAUUUGUGAGCACAGCUGAACACCAGAGGUCGAGACCACUGUGACUAAGAGAUGAGCCACCACUAAUCAUCCUCCCGCUCUGCGCUGUCAGCCUGGAGGAAGAUGGUGAGUGAGUCAACAGGAAAAAAGUUCCUCCCUCCCUCCCUCCUCAAACCCAAACAGCACCGGGUUGUUUUUCAUCAGGAAACAAGCUCCUGUUCUGACCAUAGCUCCAGAGCAGGACGCUGGGAGCUUUCGUCUGCCUGGUGGCACCUGCAUUACUCAUUUGCUGAGAUGCCUCUUCCCCCAGGGAGUUUGGGUGCACAUGGAUCAACACCUUGAGUCACUUCAGGAAGCAGACAAUUUGAUGGACAGAGGCCUUUCACCAGCAGACCCAGUUCACGUGCGACAGGAGGGCAAAGGUAGGACAGAAAAAGGCUUUAAACGUGCUUUAAAGGUGAGCAGACCCAAGAGAGACACACAGCUCACCUUAAGCGAAGGCCACACCACACUGCUUCCAAUUCUGACCUUAAAAUACCAUCGCAAACAACCUCUGGCCUGGGAAAUCCCUUUGGAGAGUACCACAAGCUCAACUGGCUCAGCUGAGCCACCAGAAACAGCAAUAACCUUAAAACCAGCCUUUUUGCACUGUUGGCCUAUACCCCAGAGAGCCCUUUCCAGGGGAGAGGAAGAGGUGGCAGCAGUACUGUAGAGCUGGUUCCAGACAACAGCCUCCCCAGGGAGCCUCCCUGCCUUUGGGACACGGGUUUGGGAGCAGUGCAGGUCUCACAGCAAGUUUCAGCGAGGUCUAAGCCACGCUGGGGAACCCCAGGCUGUACACAGAAACUUCCCAGGCUCAGAAGGAAGAUCACAUUCAUUUCCAGCACUGCCUCACAUCGUCACCAAACAGAGGUUUAAAAAAAAGCAACAAACCAAACAACGCAUCGGCUCUUGUACAAUCUCAGCUGUUCUCGCCCCAAAAUCAGUGUUAAAAAGAAAUAAAACCAAGAUUAUCUUUCCUAGCAAGGCUUUUCUGGCUCAGAAGGACCACGGGGGCUGCUACUGCCACAUGGCACCGGGCAGAGCAGCCUGGGCUCAGCAUCUCUGAUGAGACUCUGAAGGGAAGUGCUGCGCCCAGGCACAAAGCUUUCGGCACUGACAGGAACAAUCUGCGAGUGUCACCACGCUGGUGGCACAUCCUUUAUGGCACAGAAGCUUUAAAAGGAGAAGUUCUCAGUAUCCAGGCUCAGAGAGCAGUAGUUCUGCCCUGUUCAGAGCCAUCCAGGAGCCCCAGGAGAGGUAGUUGUGACACGGCAACGGCUCAGCCAGGAGCGGCACACAGCAACGCCAGCCUUGUUUUACCACAAAGCACAAACGUCAACUACCCAACAAACAAAAAAAAAUAAACUAUUACAGAUACAACGUGGAAUCCAGUACAUUCAUCCCUGAUCUCUCCUGAGCACUAGUACCUCACGAGCCAGGCAGCCUGUGCUAACAGCCUGCUGUUUCACAGCGUAGCUCCAGCUGAAUCGCAUCACAAAAAGCACCUAAAAAUGAGGGCACUCACCCUCAUUCAGUUCCCUUCUCUCCUUUAAAAGCCACCCCUGACAUCACAUGCUUUGAGGAAUCCCAGUCUCCCUCCAGCCUUCUCAGAGGUCUCCAGCAAAUAGGACGUGACAAAUGAACAAGGCACAGUGCUCUACAUUCACGGCAGCCGGCGCCUCGGGGCCCAGCGUUAGGGAGUGCUUCCACCUUCCUAACAGAGCUGGGGGAAACUGGCAAACACUUCCUGGAAAGAUGCACAUGUGCCUUCACCGUGCUCCCACCCACCCAGGAACAACCUGUCCUGGGAAGUGCCAGGAAACUCAGAAAAUGCAGGAAGAGACACCGUCCGCACGGCUGCGCACAGACCUGCAAGCUGCCACUCUGACAGGGAGCUCCGAGCUACACUCACAUGACACACCACUGGAUUAAAAACUUCACAUGGCCUUGACAUCUCCCUUCUGGUCUCUGCCCUGGCUCCACGGAAGGGACUGGCAGGGCUCAGGGCUCUGGCAGCAGCGUGCGGAGCACUGUGUUAUUUCGGAGGCUGCACACUAGUAAGUGUUGAUCCCCGAGACAGCCCACCUCUCUCGACGCCACAAUCCCUCCGGGAUGCUGCCAGGAUCCUCUUUAAAAGUUAACAGUGCCCCUUCUAACGUUUACAGAGUGCCCGAUGGUUUAUGUGAUGGAACACGUACGCUCUUGGCCACAGGGAACACCCAGGAAUCGGCUCCCGCAGACACGGAUUUCUGCGGAGCAGAGACACAAACCCCUCGGCCCCUUCCCGGCGCGUGAGAGCUACUGCAGACAGCGGUAAUGUCAAGCACGGAUGAGCUCUGUCAGACUCCGAGCACGCAGGCACACGGCCUGGGCAAGGCUA
Molecule: messenger RNA, 6868 nt
Organism: Pseudopipra pipra
Lineage: Eukaryota; Metazoa; Chordata; Aves; Passeriformes; Pipridae
Gene: SHMT1
Product: serine hydroxymethyltransferase 1
Exons: 12
Coding region: 601-2049 (482 amino acids)
Biological process (GO): L-serine catabolic process; protein homotetramerization; folic acid metabolic process
Cellular component (GO): nucleus; cytosol; cytoplasm
Molecular function (GO): mRNA regulatory element binding translation repressor activity; cobalt ion binding; protein homodimerization activity
Source: RefSeq, a predicted model, not a curated record